GAUAUUAUUUUGCUAUUCUCGUCAAAUCACUUUCAUUUUCCUUUUCUUUUGCCGCCUUGUUAUUUUGUCAAAUUUAACUUUUGUGCCAAGUUUGGCAGCCAUAAGCAUUGCUAUAAGAAACAAUCAAGGCCAAAGGCUCACGUACCCUUGAGCUCCUGCCAUGGCACUUGUGGAAAAAUCUGAGUCAGCUGCUCAGCCUUUAGUGGCCACAUCUGUUUUUGACAAGGGGAACUUCCCCUUCAAAUGCAUUACAGAGGAGACACCUUGCUCUUCCUGUUUUGAUUCUUCAGCCCCUCCUAAGCCCUUGUUAAUCGUCACACCAACCGUAACCGGCACUUACCCAGUAAUCGUGCUCCUCCAUGGCUUCUACCUCCGCAACUACUUCUACCAAGACAUUCUCCAACAUAUAGCCUCACAUGGAUACAUAGCUGUUGCACCUCAGCUAUACGGAUACGUGCCUUCAACUGGACCUGAAGAAAUAGAUUCAGGGGCCAAAGUCAUAAACUGGUUAGCAAAAGGCCUCCAAUCCCUGCUACCUGAAAAUGUUGUACCAGACUUCACCAAAUUUGCUCUAUCAGGUCACAGCAGAGGCGGCAAAGCAGCAUUUGCACUUGCACUUGGGCAUGCCAAAACUGCCCUGUCCCUCAAAUUUUCAGUGCUAAUAGGCAUUGACCCUGUGGCUGGCGCCAACCAACAUUGCAGAACCAGGCCCCAUAUCCUCACCUAUGAACCUCAAUCUUUCAACCUCUCCAUUCCGGUCACGGUAAUUGGCACUGGCCUUGGACCAGAAAAGAAGAAUGCGUGCAUGUCACAGCCAUGCGCUCCAAAUGGCGUGAACCACAAGGAGUUCUUUCAUGAGUGCAAGCCUCCAUGUGCACAUUUUGUUGUCAAAGACUAUGGUCACAUGGACAUGUUGGACGACGACCCGCCCGGCUUGGUUGGGGCACUUUCGGGAUGUAUGUGCAAGAAUGGGACGGGUCCGAAGGAGCUCAUGAGGAAGACUGUGGGUGGGAUUGUUGUGGCGUUUUUGAAGGCUUAUUUGAAUGGGGAGGAUGAGGACUUGGUUGCUAUUGUGGAGGAUCCUGCUGUUUCUCCUGCAAAGCUUGAACCUGUGGAGUUCAUUAGAGCAUGAAGUAAAAUAGAUCAGCUGUUAAUCUUUUCUAUGUGAUAAUGAACUUUUUCUUUGAGUGACGUAUAUUUGAUUGAUAUGCUACGUUGUAUUAAAUUUGGUGGUUGAAUUUGAAUACGUACGUGUACUAGCUAAUAAUGUUUU
Prunus persica (peach) is the source of this 1273-nucleotide messenger RNA. RefSeq names its product chlorophyllase-1. Lineage: Eukaryota; Viridiplantae; Streptophyta; Magnoliopsida; Rosales; Rosaceae. The coding region runs from base 161 to 1132 and encodes 323 amino acids. Gene Ontology annotation, molecular function: chlorophyllase activity. Gene Ontology annotation, biological process: chlorophyll catabolic process. The transcript is spliced from 2 exons. The record is from RefSeq and is a predicted model, not a curated record.